ACUACAAGUCUUGUCAGACAUCAGAGAAUCCCGGAGGGAGAAGCUGUUCUACAUCAUCUACCCACCAGAAGUGCUUUAGUCAUAGCUCACACUUUACUGGACCUGACAGGAUUAAUCAGAGACGGAUUUGCAGGUACCUAGUAAAACACAAAUUCAAUACAACGCUUCCCACGUGGUUAGGGCUGUUACAGCAGGUCUGUCUCUGCCUGUCUGUCUUUCCCUCAUUCCCUCUCAUUUCUAUUCAGUUUAAAAACCAGUCAUAGGAUCCCAAAUGGCCAAAAACCAGAAUUCUGCUCUUAAUAUAUAUUUAAGAUAUACAGGCUGUGAAACCUGGCAGUGCUUUAAGUUUUUCCCCACUUUGAACGGCUGGCAAUUAACUGGAGAUUUUUACAUGUGAAAUGUUACAGUGUGGGAGUUCCUCACCGGAGUGUAAAGGAAAGUAUGACCAGAGGUUGGAAACACUGAACUUCACGUUUUGCUUUGAAUUUAUUGCCCGCAGUAGUGACAUAAACAUUAAAUGGAAGCAAAUUGGCAGUUGCCCCUUCAGGACUUGGGGUUGUUGUAAAACUGGAGGAAAUGAAAACUCAUGACUGGAUCUGGAGGAAAAUGCUGCCUCCUGGAAAGGAUAAAGAGGUUCAUUGUGAUGAUGGAAAAGCAAGCAACUGCUAAAUCGUCUACCAUUUUCAUCUCGGAUGCUGUUAAAGGGCGUAGGAAGGCAAGGGAUGGAACAUUCCAAGGUGCAAAAUGGAAUGCUUCUUUAGCAUCUAAAAUCAAAAGUAAAUUAAUAAAUAACUCAUCUAUGUUUAAAGUAACUUUAAAACAAAAUAAUAGAGCGUUAGCUGUGGCUUUGAGUGUGGAGAAAGAAAAUUCUCGGAAGCUAAAGAAUGAGAAGAUUUUUCUUCAGAAGGAAGUAGAAAAGUUGCAGCUUCAUAAUAUCUUGCUUCAUCGAAAAUUAAGCUGUGUGAAUAAAACUCUUAUAGAAAUAGAAGCGUUUUUAAAUUAUAACCUUUUAACUGCAAUAGAAAUAAGCAGUCUUUCUGAGAAUCUUCAGAGUUCUCUUCCUCUGUCAGCGGGUUCAAGUAGCGCUGUUGGUGACCAGUUCAAGGGCAGAAGGCAGUCUGCUAGAUCUGUAGAAUUGCCAGUGAAGCUUCCUUUAUUAGCAUCAGCUAAUGAAAACCAGCAAGAUAGUCCUUCUGUGUGUGAAAUACCAAACUUUUAUAAGAGUACCACUAUUUUGUCAGAGGAAAGGCAUUCAGAUCAAGUCAAGUUCUCAUUAUCGUUGCCUUCUGGUAAAAAUAAUCAAAAGUUAAUUGAAAUAGAGCCGGUGGAAACAACCAUUGACAAAAAUAUUUUUUUGAAAGAAAAUCAAGUAUGCACAGAACUAACUUGCAAUAGUGCCUUCCCGACUCAUGUCAAAAAUGCACAAUCUUUCAGGCGGUCUGAGGAGCUUACAAAACAAUAUAAUGAUAGUUCAUUGCCAUUCUGUGGAAAUGUGACUGAAAGAAAGAAACAUGCAGCAUUUUGUCAGUCAAAAACUCAACCUAAUGUAAAGGAUUCUGAUAAAAAAGGUAGCUCAGAUAAUCUGCCUUAUGGUAUCAACAGCGGCAGCACCACCAAUGAUGUGAAUUUGCGGCAAAGUUCAAGUGACUUGUCUCACAUUAGUCCUUCACCUCUUAAAUUUAGCAAUGAAAGCAAGAGAGAUUUAAAGCUGCUGCUUUUUACUGACAAGAUGAAGCCUGAAGAAACUGUUUAUGGUGCUGAUAUGGAGUUGACUGCCAGUGAUGCAGGUGAACUACUCACAGUUACAGCAAAAGACAAAGAUAAAUUACACCAAAAUAGAAAUAGUAAUGCUAAUUCUGAUAAAAUAUUACCAAAUUUCAGAAAAGUAAAAUACUCUAAGAAGGAUAAAAAGAAAAUUAAAAGCAAGACUGAAGCAAGUUCAAAUAUAUAUGCAGAAGAAAGACUCACUAGGCCUGACAGUAGUGAAGCUUCAAAAAGUACUGACUCACAAACUCAAUUAUUCCAAAAUCAGACAGAACAACCACCUACAGGAGAUUCUGUAGGGAAACAGGGUUUGCAAAAUACCGGCAAAGAUUAUCAAGCCCAAAAUUGUCCAAGUAAAGCUAAAGAUACUAGGAGGACAUACCAGGUUAACUUAAUGAGUCCAAGAACCCAGGAGACAAAUAAAGACACUUUCUCAGAAAUGUUUGAAGAAAUGGAAAGCAAAAUACAAAAAUCAGACUCAAACUCCUCUAUUAACAAGAUACCACCAGAAGUUUAUUGUGCUGAAAAUUUAACAUUCCAAGAUAACACUUCUAAUGUAUUACCUUUGCAGCAGGACUUUCUGCAUACAAAUGAGAAACAUAGCAGUCCAGAAGUAAACAGGAAAACUUUUCAAAAUCCUGCUAAAGCAAACACAGCAAAAUACUGUAGAGAGGAAAAUGGACAGUAUGGAGAAUAUAUUUCAAAAAAGUCUCAAGCAGAGAUACACCACCAUGACAGCAAGAGAAAACAAGAGCAGAAGAAUACUGUAAAGAGAAAAUACAACAACAAAAGUAGUUGCAGACAAAGUGGAGAAACUGAUAGUGACAGCACUCAGAAAAUUACUCAGAAAAUAAACCAAAAGACUAGCCAUUUUUCUCCCGGCGGAUUAAAACGUACAUUGGCAAGGGCUAGCCGGAAAGUACAUAUAAUACCAAAAGAAAACCUUACACAGUUCUCACUUUGCAAAAAUGAAGAAUUAAAAAAUAAGGAUGCAUUGCAUGCGGGGUCUGUAUGUGGAAAUAAAGUAACCAAAACUCAACAAAUGCAGGCAGCUUUAGUUACUCAGAAUGGUGUAGCCACCAAUGCUUCACAAGCUAAAGAACAAGUUGAUGAUGAUUCUAAUACUUUAAAGAAAGUAGAAUCCUCAUUAGUGGCUCAUAAACCCCCUCACAUUAGUACUGCUGCUGAUAAUCCAGUAAAGCAUAAGCAGAAGUUUGGUUCUGAUAUUAUUGAGACCAGAUCAGAAAAAAAAUAUUUCAGGCAUAUCGAUCAGGGGGAGCAGAAUAUUUUGGAUGACCAGGAAGACCCUCAUGAGAGAGAUUCCUUUAUGAGCAAGUUAAAGCCUACAGUUCAAAAAUCAGAAUUUUUAAAAUCCUUAUCUGUUGAAUGUUCUAAGAACGUGCCAUUAAAUGUAGAUGACUUUUCCCAGGAAGGUCUUUCCAAUGUGGAGCCCCCAGCUAUUGAUAACCACAACGCUUCCAUGAACUUCUCUAUACUGAUAAACCCUGAAAUAUGUGGGGGAAAUGAUCAUAAUAAAGCACCAGAUGGUGGAAAAGCAGAACAAAAACUGGAUCAUAUUUCUGAAGAGACUUACAUAAAGACUCUGACAUCUUGUCAUGGGAGAAAGGCUUUACAAGAUCUGACAAAUAGUAGAAUACAAUCUCGUACAUCCUUACCAAAAUGCCCCCAAACUUUAGAAGAAAACUCGGCAGCACCAUCUAGACGACAAAGAGCCACUAUUUGCUAUAAAGAACCCAGUCUAUCCAGCAAAUUAAGGCGUGGGGAUCAGUUUACAGAUACACAAUUUUUGCAUUCCCCGAUCUAUAAAGUAAAAAAUAAAGUAAGUUUUAAAAGUAAAUCAAAAUUCAUUUGAAGAAGAGAAGAGAAUUGCCUCUAUGAAGAACACUUCUAAAAUGGGUACAAUUUUUAAAAUAUAUAUAUGUGUGUGUGUGUUUAUCAGUAGAGAGUGCUUAUUGUUCUUUGAUUAGUAAUGGUCUUCCAAAGUGGAAUUUCCUGGAAAGGAGCCUCUAUGUAAGGGACACAAUACUCUACUGAGGAAGGCAAAUACAGGUUAGGCUCCACUCUUGUGUUUUGCAUUUCUGGUCAGUAAUUUAUAAUCUGUUCAAAGGGUUUGCAGCACUUCUUAAUUUGUAAGAAAGGUGUAUGUUUUAAUGAGAAUUAAAAAUAAAUCACCUUUGGGAA
Calidris pugnax (ruff) is the source of this 3966-nucleotide messenger RNA. It is a transcript of the gene SGO2, whose product is annotated as shugoshin-like 2 (S. pombe). The record is from RefSeq and is a predicted model, not a curated record. Gene Ontology annotation, cellular component: chromosome, centromeric region; nucleus. Bases 587 to 3637 code for a protein of 1016 amino acids. The transcript is spliced from 9 exons. NCBI's taxonomy places the organism in Eukaryota, Metazoa, Chordata, Aves, Charadriiformes, Scolopacidae. Gene Ontology annotation, biological process: meiotic chromosome segregation.